Molecule: messenger RNA, 1420 nt
Organism: Pseudophryne corroboree (corroboree frog)
Lineage: Eukaryota; Metazoa; Chordata; Amphibia; Anura; Myobatrachidae
Gene: LYPLA2
Product: lysophospholipase 2
Exons: 9
Coding region: 120-815 (231 amino acids)
Biological process (GO): protein depalmitoylation
Cellular component (GO): cytoplasm
Molecular function (GO): palmitoyl-(protein) hydrolase activity; carboxylic ester hydrolase activity
Source: RefSeq, a predicted model, not a curated record
UAGGGAGAGGCGCAUUCACGUGACCCACGCCGGGGUUAGAUCCGCUUAGCGGCUGCGACUUAUUGUUUCUUCUCGGGGGUCAGAGGUCACCGGGGCGGUGUGUGACAUAGCUCCGGUGCAUGUGCGGAAACAACAUGUCUGUGCCGCUACUCACCGACGCUGUGACCGUCCCCGGAGGGGAGCGAGAGACGGCGGCGGUGAUCUUCCUGCAUGGGCUGGGGGACUCCGGACAUGGCUGGGCUGAGGCACUAUCUGCUAUUAAAUUGCCCUAUGUGAAGUACAUAUGUCCACAUGCACCUCGUAUUCCCGUAUCACUGAACAUGAAGAUGGUGAUGCCAGCUUGGUUUGACUUAAUGGGCCUAAGUCCGGACGCUCCUGAAGAUGAAGCAGGAAUUAAGAAGGCUGCAGAUAGCAUUAAGAGCAUCAUUGAGCAUGAGGUAAAGAAUGGAAUUCCGGCAAAUAGGAUUGUCCUUGGUGGAUUCUCUCAGGGAGGUGCUCUAUCUUUGUAUACAGCGCUGACCUGUCAACACAAACUUGCUGGAAUAGUUGGGCUCAGCUGUUGGCUGCCGCUACACAAGACAUUCCCUCAGGCUGCAUGUGGCGUAAAUAAGGACAUUUCUAUCUUGCAAUGUCAUGGGGAAGCAGAUCCUAUGAUUCCUGUCCGCUUUGGAACACUCACCUCAGAGAAACUGAAAUCUGUGGUGAACCCAUCAAAGGUUCAUUUCAAAACAUAUCCGGGAGUCAUGCACAGCACUAGUCAAGAGGAAAUGAUGUCCGUGAAAGAUUUCAUGGAGAAGGUGAUCCCACGAGUAUAACUUGCAGAUGGUUUCACUGCAGAAACAUGCCACUUGGCACCACCUCCAGUGUUUCUUCCCGGAGCCCAAAUCCUCUUACCCCACCUCUAUCCCCCAAACUGUGCUGAUUUAUGACAAAAGUAUUCUGUCCUGCCAGAUGUGAUUGGAGUUAUUUAAAGGUACAGUGUGGGGGUUGCUGCUCCUACACCCAUUCCAUUAUUCCUGCCUAGAACAGGUCUUCUCAUUGCUGCUGCUUCACAGAUCCUCCUAGUGUUACAUUUCAUAUUCUUCUACGGUCACAGGUUCUCAUCUAGUGACAGGGGAAGCCAACAUAUACCUCAGAGGAGCAGCUGAGUAUUGAGAUAUGUGAAUUUGCCUUAUACACUCCGUCCUGUCAGGAGCAGAGCUCAGGCCCACUACAGCUGGUACUGUGCCCCAAUUUAGGUAUUUUUCACAGCCAUUUGCCCAGCUCCAGAUAGACGUUAUGUUUUUGGCCAUGUUCUCUGAGCUCAAACUAGGGACUUGAAAGGUACAGCAUGCACUGGGGAAAAGAGCAGUGUUCCUACUUAAGCAGCAUUACAGUCAAAUUUUGUUUUUCUAUUCACAAUAAAAAGCCUUCUACCCUU